UUCAAUAUUUGGUAGCUUCCAUAGGUUUGCCACUCCUCCUUUCUUCUUGUUCACAUUCUGUCUCUCAUCACCUCCACCCACAAGCAGACAAUACCCAUAGAAAUCCCCCACAACACCACAACUAUGGUUGGAUCUUCACUUCCUUCUCACAAUCUCACUCCCAAAUCCAUCAAGUUUCUAUGUAGCUAUGGCGGACGGAUUCUCCCCCGUCACUCCGACGGAAAACUCCGUUAUCACGGCGGCCAAACUCGCGUCCUCUCCGUUGAUAGCUCUAUUUCUUUUUCCGAGUUGUUGGUGAAGAUGGGAGAGAUGUGUGGAUCAUCGGUGAGUUUGAGGUGCCAAUUGCCCGCGGAUGAUCUGGACGCUUUGAUAUCGGUAACCUCCGAUGAGGAUCUAACCAAUCUCAUCGAGGAAUACGAUCGGUCGUCGUCCUUGAAGAUCAGAGCCUUCCUCUCCGCCCCCAAAUCCACCAAAAAGGUGUCUCCGCCUACCUCCUUCAGCAGCCAUGCGUCGACGCCGAAAUCUGCCUUCGGUAUGUACACCGGGGGCGGAGGUUUACCUCCUAGGUGCCCGAUCUCCGGCGGUAGGCAGUUCAAACGGAUCUCGUCAAAGCCGCCGGCGUAUCCGAUUAUCGUGGGCCAGAGAGUUAGCGGAAAAAUUCCUCAUCAAUUCGUUUAUCAGUAUCAGAUUGGGCAGGGAAAUGGUUGCCGCGUCAGUCGCCUCAUUCACAACGGCAACCACUGGCAAUAGCCGGAAAUAUUGAAUUAGAAAGCUAUGGUAAAAAUGUAAAUUUGAUGGUGUAUGAUACAUAGAUAGUAUAUGAUCAAGUCUAGGGGAUCCUAUUUUUACUUAUCCCCGAUCUUCUUGCCUAUUAAUGAAAAUUUUAUGUCCAGUUUUGUUGUUCAA
Molecule: messenger RNA, 906 nt
Organism: Salvia splendens (bonfire salvia)
Lineage: Eukaryota; Viridiplantae; Streptophyta; Magnoliopsida; Lamiales; Lamiaceae
Exons: 2
Coding region: 124-750 (208 amino acids)
Molecular function (GO): protein binding
Source: RefSeq, a predicted model, not a curated record